Molecule: messenger RNA, 6827 nt
Organism: Ictalurus furcatus (blue catfish)
Lineage: Eukaryota; Metazoa; Chordata; Actinopteri; Siluriformes; Ictaluridae
Gene: lonrf2
Product: LON peptidase N-terminal domain and ring finger 2
Exons: 12
Coding region: 896-3172 (758 amino acids)
Molecular function (GO): protein binding
Source: RefSeq, a predicted model, not a curated record
UAAAUGUGAGGUGUUUAUUGUUAUGUAUCAGGGAGGACGGACUGGUCUUGUUGGAAAAACUCCCUCCUCCCCGUUUAUCAUUCUUUUUCUUUUCUUUAAAAACCAAACAAAACAAAACAAAACGUAUAUAUAAGUGAUGUAGGUGGUGCAUGUUAUUUUUGUUACAAUGGACUUUCCGGUUUGGGUUUUAUACGGGGUUUAAAAAUGGAAAGGCGAAGUGUUGGAAAGCGAGGAGAGGGGAAAGAGCACCGGCGCGUGGAGAACGAGACUACACGGGAUUACGCGGAGAGCUCGCGCUGUAUAGACACACUGAUGCACCGAUUACAGAGCGGAGUCGGGUGGUUUUGUUGCUCGCGCUUAAAACGUGACCGCGAGCGUUUAACGUCCGGUGUUUAGGGCUUGGUUUCGUUUGUCGUGUCGUAGCCUGUGUUAUCUGCCGUGUGUGUGAGCGCAGACCUUUCACUUCCACCGCGUUCGAGCCGAAUCCGGCUGUUUUCUUUCUUUCUUUCUUUCUUUCUUUCUCUCUCAUUUCCUACUCAUUAAACUUUUGCCGAAUGGUUCUACAAGUGUCGUCCCGUGUAGCACUGAUCGCAUGGUGUGUGUGUAGAGGGAUUGAUUGAUGGAGAGAGAGAGAGAAUGAUCGAGAGGGAGAUCCGGAUUGUGAAACGUUUACGUAAUUGAAGGCGAUUAAAGAGAGCGCGCGAGCGCGGUCUGGCUAAUGACCUCACAAGUCAUUACUGUAUUUAAAUGCACGUUUUCUACGUCAUUUCCGGCGCUGAUGUAGUCAUGACGAGGUAGCGUUUUUGAUCACCAAAGACUUGUUCACUUUUUCUUAGUAUUUAUUUUAUUUGUGUGUGUGUGAGAUAGAUAGCUAGAAGGAUUUGAUUAAGUAAGGAUGGACACCGGGAUCCAGAGUUCUUCCGAGCAUUUCGCUCACGAGCCGAGCGCACCCGGUGUGUGUGCAGAAAUGCUGGAAGUGGCCGAGGAAGCACGCCGAGCCGGCGAUUACGAGCUUGCUGUUGAGAUCUACUCGUCUCAGCUGUCCGAGCUCCAUCAGCCCGAUCGGGGGCUUUGCAUGCGCAAAGCGGACACUUUAGCCCGCGCCGGUCGGAUAGCCGAUGCUUUGGACUCGUACUGCAUCGCCGCGGACCUGCACCGACUCCGACCGGAGGAGCUGCGGCUGUUAGUGGAGAGCAUCGCGCGCACGAUCCGGGUGAAGGAGCCGCAAGCGAGCGCGAGCGCCAACGCGGCCACCUGUUCCGACCCGGACGAGCUCGAGGAAGAGCACGCGCUCGAUUUGUUUUCGUGUCGCCUCUGCAAGUGUUUGCUAUCCGAGCCCACUACGCUAGUGUGCGGCCACACGUUCUGCAAACGGUGCCUGGAGGACGCCGCGGUUAACGAGUGCAAGUCGUGCCGCACGAGCAUGAACAAAUCGUGGUGCACGAGCGGCCUGCGGGCCAACGUUAUUCUCAGCGGCCUGCUCGACAAGUGGUUCGAGGCGGAAAGUCAAUCCAGGAGGUGCUGGCUCGAGGGGGAAAGCUUGUGGAAGAAACAAGAUCUACAAGGAGCCCUGGAAAAGUAUAACCAGGCUGUGGACGUAGCGUCUUCUAUCGCUAGUUUACGAGCACAGCGGGCUGAGCUGCAAAUGGACAUGAAGAACUUUAACCAAGCGAUCCAGGAUGCGGACAGCGUCUGCCGCCUCCUACCAGCUUCACCCAAGGCCCACUACCUUAGGGCCAAGGCGCUUUGCUGUGCUGGCCGCAGAGAAGAGGCAUUGCAGGAGUAUUUUAUUUGUGUAGCACUCAAGCCAGACUGGACAUCUGUAAAAUCAGAGGCACAGAAGAUCCUGAGUGAGAUGUUUUCGUCCAUCUUUCAGAACGACAGUCUGGUCACACGCCUCCAUCCGCUUCAAACCACCAACUCAUCCCCUCGCAUCAAACCUUCAUCACUCCUCAGCUCUCUGCACUUUCCACUGACGAGGGACGGAGCCAGAGCCGGCUGUUCCAAAGACCCUGCGCUCAGUAAUAAUAAAGCUUGCGACGGUUCGAGUUCCUCGUCCUUAAAUCAGCCAGAGCACAGCAUAGAAGAAUCCAAAAGCCUGGCAGCUGUGCUUUCCUCGCUCCCUGUAGCUCCUGGUGUUAAGAGAAAAUGCUUGGCUGAUGCCAGUGCCUUCGUGCCUCCCAGCAAGAUUCUCAAAGCAGAUCCACCCAGCUCCUCACACACGCCUCCUGUCCAGCGCGGGACGAGGACAGUACCGUCGCAUCUCCUGGACAGCGCUGACAUGGAGUGUUCACUGUGCAUGAGGUUGUUCUACGAGCCCGUCACCACUCCCUGUGGACACACCUUCUGUCUCAAGUGUCUGGAACGCUGCCUGGAUCAUAACCCCAACUGUCCUCUAUGCAAAGAGAACCUUUCCGAGUUUCUGGCCACUAGAGGGUACAAAAAGACCUUCCUGAUGGAAGAGGUACUUCAGCGCUACCUGCGUGAGGAGCUGGAAGAGAGAAGGAAAGUGCAUGAAGAAGAAAUGAAAGAACUGUCCAAUUUGAACCAGGAAGUUCCUAUCUUCAUUUGCACCAUGGCAUUUCCCACAAUCCCCUGCCCGCUGCACGUAUUCGAGCCGCGCUACAGGCUGAUGAUUCGCAGGGCCAUGGAGACCGGAACCAAGCAGUUCGGCAUGUGCAUUUCUGACCAGCUGAAAGGGUUUGCCGAUCACGGCUGCAUGCUGGAGGUGAGAGACGUGAAGUUCUUCCCUGACGGUCGCUCGGUGGUCGAUACGAUUGGCAUGUCUCGCUUCAAAGUGCUCAGCCAUGGCCAGAGAGACGGCUACAACACGGCCAAGAUCGAAUAUCUGGAGGACAAGAAGGUGGAAGGAGAGGAAUUAACCGAGCUUCUGAAGCUACACGACUCCGUGUACGAUCAGGCCACAGCCUGGUUCACGUCUCUCAAAGACAACAUGAAAAGCCAGAUCCUGAGCCACUUCGGUCACCUGCCUGCCAAAGCCCCCGACCCACAGGGGAACCCCAGUGGGCCGGCGUGGUGUUGGUGGCUGCUGGCUGUGCUGCCUCUCGAGAAUAAAGCUCAGCUCACCAUCCUCGCCAUGACCUCCCUGAAAGACCGACUCAUUGCCAUCCGCCGAGUGCUCAUCUUCGUCACCAGGAAGCGUCCACGAUGACCUCGGCCUUCCUCGAUCAUCAGUCGUCGUCGCUGUCGCUUCAGGAGCCACAAAGACCGGUAGCGGGCCACUGAAGCAGCUUGUCGAGUCUUUCAUCAUCCGCAACCACUCGUCCAAUGAUAAACUGACGCGCACCUUCUCUUCAGCACGCGGUCCGUGUUGAUUUCCCAAAAAAUAAAAAACCACAGGCUGAACGAAUGACUGUAGCUGAAGACGUAGUCAAAACUGAAAGAGGAAGCCAUGUGCUGAUAACCGAAUGCUGUGAACAUCCCACUCCUGCUUCUGUGCCUCGUACGUGUGUAAGGCUAACCAAAUGCAUCUCAUGGGCUUCCGGUAUGUUUACUAGUCCAGUGGCCUGCUUGUGGUUCACACAUCAUGUACUAGUUAAGCCUAUACACAACUUUUUUGUUUUGUUUUUUUUUGUUUUUUGUUUUUUUAAUUACCUCCUUUAAAAACCGGUCUCGCAAGUCACACCUCGCACAAGUCUUCAUUAUAUUUACCAUCGAAAUCGAACAGCGUGACGUUGGAAUUGGAACCGUUUCACAGGACGCGUCAUCAGUCGGCCUCCGGUCCUUUUUUUCUGUUGAAGUUUUAUUAAAGCUUUGCUUGAUGUCGAUGUGGAAGGAUAGAAACGUGUAGUAUAUCUGAAAGGGAAAAUGUCAAUCCUGUAUUUAAUAUAGUGGCUAGCAUUGUGAAGUCUGGCUGAUCAAAAUGUACCGGGUACAAUGAUGUCCUGUCCAUCAGGAGUAUUCUGUUCUUCAGUCCCUCUAGGAUUUCACGUUUGCAGAAAUCGACGCAAAAUCGAGCAAACACGACAGUAUUCGGAGGAGCUUGCAGUUUUCCAAAAUUACCGCAGAUUAUGUGACGUCAUCACAAAGCGCAUUCGGACUCGACGCUCUUCGAUCCAUGUGCGUCGAACGCGAGUACAGCUAAAAUGUCUCGUUUACCAUCAGACAUCACUGACGAACAAGGUCAUGCAAUUUCGCCAAUUCAAGUAGGUUUCUGCGAAAAAUAACUUUUGAUUUGAAAAAAGCCGCAGCAAAAUCGAGCAUCUUUGGCGGCGACAAUCACCGUGGGGGGGGGAACCUCUGCGAAAUCCUGUAUGGACUGGUUAAUAACACUUUUUGGCACUCUAAGAACACUUUUUUUUUUUUUUUUUUUUUUACAAUGACAUGGAAAUGUUUUUAUUUAUGUUACUUUGCGAAAUACAUGUGUCUAGCAAACUUUCUAGUUAAGGAAAGUAUUUUCGGACAGCCGCGCGUCCUAGCGAAACGCACAUCAGCCUGAUCGAUUCGUUUUGUAAUCGGAAAACCGCUGUCAAAAUGGCCGCCGUCCUGCUGCACAGCCACCGUCAUCAUCGAUAUCAUAACAGAGAAGAGCACUUACACGCUGUGUACACGUGACCGUGCAAAAUGAGCUUACAGAAGAGAGACGGCUGAAUUAUCCAGCGGUUAUUUCUCCACAGAUGUUGGCGUGAACGGAGAUGAUCGCAGUUAACUGAAGAAAUAACGACGAGGCUCGCGUUUAAAUGCCGUGAGUGACUUUGUACCUCAGGUAGCGAGACGGAGACUGAUUUGGAUGAUUCGGAUAAUCGGUGAUUCGGAUAAUCGGUGAUUCGGAUAAUCGGUGAUUCGGAUAAUCGGUGAUUCGGAUAAUCGGUGUGUGAAUCUUUUCCGUUUUCCAUUUAGCAGGAAUGUCGUUUUCCCAUGAAUAGAUGAUUAAGUUGUAAAUGUCGAGGUAGGCGGGGCGUCUGAGUGGAAUUUGGCUGGAAUUGAAUCUUUAAAUGCGUGGAGUUUUUUUUUUCCUUUUCUUUUUCUCCUCCCUUUCUCUCGUAUUUCCGUUAAGGAAAGCCUGUAGCUUUUCGAAGAAAGGGUUCUCCCGGGCCGGACUCUUUUUAAAUAUCGAUCGAUUUAAAGUUCCCGCUAGUCACUGUGUGAGCAGUGUACUGACACUGGCACUGAAUCCAUGUGAUGUGGUCUGUUGCUAAAAAGGAGUGAAGUCACUUUAUCCAAAUUUGAUUUCCAAUUGAUUUGUAUUUAUUUAAAUUUGCCUCAUUUCUGUUUACAUUUUGCUUUGGAUGUACUUGAGGCCAAUUGAGUUGCCCCCCUCCCCCCCCCCCCAAAAAAAAAGCGCCAUUGCACUAACACUAUAUAUAAACGCAGGGUGUCCCAAACCUCUCCAUACGUAGGGGGCUGUGUUUGCUAGCACCGCGUCGGUUGUGCCUUCGUCAGUGGACGUUCGUGGACGUCCACGUCUCCGUUGCAACACUUCCAGUCUUUCUGAAUUUGUUAAUCGUUUGGCAGGCGUGUCACGUGCGCGAUGUGCUCGCCAUGUUUCCUGUUGAAGUCCAUCUUCCCGAUGCAUCCAUGAGAAUGAUUUCAAUACGUUCUUCUUUUGUCGAAGGUAUUCUUAAAGACUAUCUGAGAUGUGUGUGUGUAUGUGUGUAUGUGUGUAUGUGUGUAUGUAUGUAUGUAUGUAUUAUUUAAAAAAUUUUGAAAACAUUUUGCUAAAAGGUGUUAAGUUCCCCUAUGUGUGGAAACUUUUGGGACACCGUGUGUGUGUGAAAUAGAAUAUAUUGGUCAUUGAGGUGUGAAAAUACACUUUUAAAAAAAAAAAAAAAAAGAAUACGCUGUUACUGAUGACAUUACUGUGUGGCAAUAUGUUUGCUAGUUUUAAAAUUAGACUUUACUGAUAAUGCUGAUGACUCCAAGUAAACAUUACAGCGCAAAAUGUAGUGUAUAUUCGGCCGUGUGUGUGUCAUCUCUCGCCCGAAUUCCUCCGAUUGUUUUCUUAAUACAUGAGAAGCACUGUGAUGAAGUCGGCUUUCUUUACAUUCGGUCAAUCAGGACGAGUCCUCACUACAGAUUUGGCAACCGAAGCUGCGAAGCAAUUGCCGGCGUUACUUUAAGUCAUGAUUCUGUGAUAAAGAUGAAAUGAAAAUAACCACAAAGUGAUGCACAGCACAGCACAACACAACACAACAUCCUAUUGGACAGUAAAUUCUUGUAGGCCAUAUCAGUUAAUUAUCAGUUAAGUCUCAGGUUGCGAAAGCGCUUUAUUUGCUCAUGUCGGACAGCUUCAGGAUUAGUCCCUCAUCCAAAAAUGAAAAUAUCGAGUCCUCUACUUUUAUCAUUGUAUGCUCUAUGCACCUUUUACCUUAUGUUUCUGCGCAAUGAGCCGUUUGCGAAACUUGAACCUGUUGAUGAUAAAGGUUUGUGAUCAUCCGUGUACAGACAAAUCCGAGGCCUUGGACCGACCUUUUCUUUAUUUUUUUAUUUUUCCACUGUGACCGAUUCUUCCUUUUUGUGAUGUGUAAGACUUUUUGUGUAGCUCCUCUUUUUCUCAUGUAGCAUCUCUUCCUGGUUACUGCACAAAUGCUGCAUUUUUAUGUCAAUUUGUACGUUCAGAUGAAAUUAAACUUUAUUUUAUAUUUGAAAUCAAAACGAGCUUCGUGUUUAAAUGUGGGGUUUUUCUGUUGUUUUUUUUGGUGGUGGUUUAAAUGGUAAAGAUUUCUGUGUGUUUGCUUUUUGUAUUUUACUUUAAUAGUGUUGUUUCCUGAGACUUUUAAUUUUACUUUUACAGCAUGUCCACUGUAGUGGACCACAGGACCAUUUUAGUUUGAAAAGACAGCCAAACUCAAAAGAUAAAAAAUAAA